UACAGUCGCGGGGCAGUAUAACCGGACUGAUCUCCGGUGCCCAGUGCUCAUUUAACCCGAAUCAACGCAUCGCUUACAGUCUGUCGGUCGGAACGUGUCCAGACAUGAGAUUUUAACCCACGGAGAACGGUGUUUAGAUAAAGCUUCAUUGUUUUGUGCUCGCUUUACGCUGGAAUCAUGGCCUGCGCGCCGAACCGGGUCCGUCUGCUGUGCAUGCUGUCGCUCACCUUCGGGUUCUUUAUCGUGGAGGUCGUGGUGAGCCGGCUCACGUCGUCGCUAGCGAUGCUGUCGGACUCUUUUCAUAUGUUAUCGGACGUGAUCGCGCUGGUCGUGGCUCUGGUGGCGGUACGCUUCGCCGAGCAGACCCAAUCCACCAACAAGAACACGUUCGGCUGGAUCCGGGCCGAGGUGAUGGGCGCGCUGGUCAACGCCGUGUUCCUCACCGCGCUCUGCUUCACCAUCAUCCUGGAGGCCAUCGAGCGCUUCACGGAGCCGCAUGAGAUUGAGAAGCCCUGGGUGGUGAUCGGGGUGGGCGCCGCGGGGCUGGUAGUCAACCUGUUCGGGCUCUGUCUCUUCCACGGGCACGCUGGAGGCGGUGGACACGGCCAUUCCCACGGAGGACACGGCCAUAGCCACGGGGGACACAAAAAACACAAGAAGACGCUGGAGGACAGCAGGUCCGCUGGGGAAGAGACCAACAACCUGGUCGGGAAUCACAAUAGCAGCCCGAACGGCGUUAAUCCGGACCGGAGGAGAGCUGAGGUGUGUCUUAGCAACAGCCUUGAUUUGCAGAUUAACGGGAACGCUCCGUACGAAGAACUUGAACAAGGACACGACUCGGCCUCCCAGCUCAACAUGCGGGGUGUUUUCCUUCACGUCAUGGGUGAUGCUCUUGGCUCUGUGAUCGUGGUGGUCAACGCCCUCAUUUUCACCUUCGUAUGGAAGCCAUGCGCACCUGGCAUGGUCUGCGAGAACCCUUGUGCUGGUAACCAUUGCUCAGACCACUCGUUCAGCUACACCCUUCAGGAUGCCGUUGAGAAUAUCAGCAGUGCAGGAACUAACCACACGAUGUCCAAAGUAGGGCCGUGCUGGGUGCUUUAUCUCGACCCCACGCUUUGUAUCAUCAUGGUCUGUAUCCUCCUCUACACCACUUACCCACUGCUGAAAGAGUCUGCGCUGAUCCUGCUGCAAACCGUGCCCAAGCAGAUCGACAUGCAUCAGCUCAACGCCCGGCUGCAGGACCUGGAGGGUGUGUUGGCGGUGCAUGAGCUGCACAUCUGGCAGCUGGCGGGCAGUCGCAUUAUUGCCACAGCACACAUCAAAUGCCACGACCCCACCUCCUAUAUGGACGUUGCUAAGCGCAUCAAGGACUUUUUCCAUGACGAGGGCAUCCAUGCCACGACCAUUCAACCGGAAUUUGUCACAAUGAACUCGGAGUCUCGAGCAUCGCUUUGCGAGCUGUCCUGCCGAACACAGUGUGCACCAAAGCUCUGCUGCGGCGCCGCUGAUACCGUAAAGCAACCCGAUGGUGCUCCGGACCAAAAGAAACCAAAUGAGGCCAAAAUCCCAAUAGUCCCAGGAGCAGCUUCUGCUCUGGAGGUCAUCAACGAGUCUGUGGAGACCACAAGCAGGCCUGUGAUCAUCACCAGGGAAGUGGAGUCAUCGCUGUGAAAUAGCAGUUUAGAUGGAAAAUAAUCUAUUUGGUUAAGGGUGCCGGUGUGUUUUGGAUCGGCUGACUGAUUCCUACAAUGCUGUGAGAAAGGUCCAAACACACAUUCAUCAUAACACACACACGUACACACACUGUCCUGUCUCCACGACACCAACAUAAAGACAAUAUGAAAAGACUGGAGAGCCAGGCCUUCUGCAUGUGUGUUUACCGCAUCGUCUAAUUGGUGUUUGUGCCAAAGCUUCUCUUCAUACAAGAUGUCAGACAUUCUUUCCUGUGUAUGUAAUGCAAUGACAUGCAAUUUUAAAGUUUGGCUGCUGGACCAUUUUUUCUACCCAUAUGUUCCGUUUUAUCUUUCACACUUUAUUUUAUUUGUUUUCUCAGUCAUAUUCAACCUCUAAAUUUGAGAGAUGUAAUAAUUUAUGUAUUUAAGUUAUUGGUAAUUAUUUGUAUUCUUUUUUUCAAAGAGCUGUUUGUAAGAUUUAGAUUUGGUGAUAUGAUAUUAAAGGUAAAGAAAAUGUGAUUUCUUUUUGCCUCUCUCCACACAAAUGAUCUAUGCUUUAACCCAGAGUAUUUUUAGAUAUGAUGUUUUUAAAUAUUGCUGUUAAAUCUUAAACUCUUUUUAGAUGAUCUCUUUUAUUAGACCUCAGAAGAUGUGUCAACAGUUCUUAAAGCCUAUAAUUCAAACUGCUGUUAUAACACUGAAUCUAAUCAGUGUAGGGACUAGACAACCCUCUCUUGUUGGUUUUCUUACAAACUGAUGCCUUGUUCAUUCUGUUGUUUUGUCAAUCAAUACCAGAGGUAAAAAUGCUGAAAAAUGUGUAUAUGUUGUCAAACUGCAAGAGGGUGUCAGGAGAUUUUUCCACACUGUUUAAAAUGAAUGGAAUUUCUUAGACUUGUGGCAAACAUUCAUAUGGCAACUGUGCAUGACCAAAUAUAAUUGUUUGUAAUGAAAGCUUUGAGGGAGAAACCAAGCGAAUGUUGUAAACCAUAAGACAAAGGAGAUGUUUACUGAAGUACACAGGGAAUGGGCACGCAGGCUUGGGUUGAUCGUGAUUUUAGGUAUUGCACAAUCUCCUCAGUGGCCUUCAUUGGAAAACAGAAUAUCAGCUCCUCACAACACAAUUUAUAUCUGCAAACUCUAGCAUUUGUUAAUAUGUGGGUAAAAAUAUGCAAUUUAUGAAAAACACGAAAAUGCAUAUUAUUAGUUGUUUAGUGACUUUCUUAGAAAUCUGUAAACAUGAGCUCACAGUAUAUAUGUGCAGACAAGAGUGUUUGUAUCACUGAGGAUUUGAAGUGUCCCAUGCCAGCUAAAGUGUUUUUUAUAUAUUCCUGUCAACUGUGUUGUUGUGAAUUAAACAUGCUUGUUUGGUACUGUUCAAUCCA
Molecule: messenger RNA, 3055 nt
Organism: Myxocyprinus asiaticus (Chinese sucker)
Lineage: Eukaryota; Metazoa; Chordata; Actinopteri; Cypriniformes; Catostomidae
Gene: slc30a1a
Product: solute carrier family 30 member 1a
Exons: 2
Coding region: 178-1671 (497 amino acids)
Biological process (GO): detoxification of zinc ion; zinc ion transmembrane transport; intracellular zinc ion homeostasis
Cellular component (GO): endoplasmic reticulum; membrane; Golgi apparatus
Molecular function (GO): calcium channel inhibitor activity; zinc ion transmembrane transporter activity
Source: RefSeq, a predicted model, not a curated record